Molecule: messenger RNA, 1605 nt
Organism: Synchiropus splendidus (mandarinfish)
Lineage: Eukaryota; Metazoa; Chordata; Actinopteri; Syngnathiformes; Callionymidae
Exons: 4
Coding region: 97-915 (272 amino acids)
Source: RefSeq, a predicted model, not a curated record
GUUCGUUUCUAACCAAGGAAGUGCGGGCGUCACAUCACUUUAAUCGGAUAUUGGAGGUCAGGGCGUUCUUUCGCUGCAUUACCGAAAGAAAGUGGGAUGCAGACCAGCACCAUGGAGCAAGCGCCUGCUCGAGCCUCCUUCAGCACCAGGACCCUGCUGCACCCCUCCUUCAUGGCCCUCUGCUCACCUGCUGGCCUUCACGACACUCGCCCCUGUGUUGCGCCCAUGAUCCCAGAGGAAGUGUUCUAUACUGACCCCAUUAUGACCCAGGGCACGAGGAUCCUCAACACAAUCAGCAAGUGGAAGGAUUCCGGUGGUUUCCGGCUCAACACCCCCACACCAGUGAUGUCCCACUGUCCAGCUCCACCCAUCACUCCAGACCCGUUCAGGUCUGGACACCACCCUGUUCGGGAACUUGGAUGCCCCACCUGGGUCCAGCACUCACGCCACGUACCGCAGAACCAACUUAUCAUCCAGCUCACCCAGGAGGAAGACCUGGUCAUCACCAGCCUCCUUGCGCUGCGCUACCAGUAUGACGAGACCCCUGCUUCUCCCCAGACGGAGCCUCCAAAUCCUUCAGAAUCACACGUGACCAGUCCAAACCUCCAUGGUGAGGCGGCCUCAGCAGAAACAGCUGGUCUGGUGAAUGAUUUUGAGCAGGACAGGCAUGGGUCACAGCCGGAGGAAGCGCAGUCUCUUCUCAGUGGGUUCAACCACACAGAAGACUUGAGGAUCCAGAGUCUUUGGACUGGGUCUUCUGACAGGGAAGGUCCAGAGCCAGGAUCCUGUGUCACAGUUUCACCUCACAGUAGAUCCUGUGUGUUUCUAGAGGUCAAGGAUGCCCUGAGAGAGUUCAGACUUUCAGACUCUGAGAGAGAAGCAGUGCAUGUUCUGCUGACUCUUGAUGGGGUGUAAACAUGUGACCCCAUCGUUCUCCAGUGGUAUUGCAAACCAUCGCUCAUAUCCAAUGUAAAAUUAGUUCAUAGAUGUUUUGCAGGACGACUGAGGAGCCCAGAGUGACUUCCCAUCAUGUGUGACUCAUGCAUCUGGCUCUCUGUCCGGUGGACGCUGCAUAGCUCAUCUUUAGCGUCACACCUUUAUUUUGAAGUUGCAGGUUAGUCAGCAUGUCACCAUUUCCUGUUCAGCUUUCCCUCCCUCCCUCAGGAGUUCCAUCCAGUACGGAGCGUUGACAGCCAUGUCACCUGUGCACUCUUAAAAACAAGUGUUGCACCAUGAAAACCAGUCACUUCCUAAAAAGACAGAUUUAUUAAAAGCACCACUGUUAUUCAGAAGGAGGUGAUCAUUGACAACAGUCUGUACAUCCACAGUGGCUUCGAGACAAACGCACACAGAUCUGUAAACGUGUUUUCACUGGUACCUUCACGCAAACUGAGCUUGGGUUUUAAGAGAGGCACUUCCUGUUUGACCUUGUGAGUUACAAGAGUUCCUUUUGUUGAGCGAGUCUCUUACGAGAUACUUGUCAUAUCUUCUGCUCUGAUGACAUCAUGGCCCAACAAGUGGCACGCAGAGGCGUAUGAAAAUACACGUUUCCUCUCACCGACACGCAGCAGCCCUGACCAAUGAAGUCUCUUGGUCCUAAUUCAU